Molecule: messenger RNA, 5912 nt
Organism: Hipposideros armiger (great roundleaf bat)
Lineage: Eukaryota; Metazoa; Chordata; Mammalia; Chiroptera; Hipposideridae
Gene: SAMD8
Product: sterile alpha motif domain containing 8
Exons: 6
Coding region: 55-1491 (478 amino acids)
Biological process (GO): ceramide biosynthetic process
Cellular component (GO): Golgi membrane; endoplasmic reticulum membrane; plasma membrane
Molecular function (GO): sphingomyelin synthase activity; protein binding; ceramide cholinephosphotransferase activity
Source: RefSeq, a predicted model, not a curated record
UUCCGGUUCGUAUUUCCAGCGGCUGCGGGAUCCGCGGAGACCCGCGCAAGAGCUAUGCCUGCGCGCAGCCGCCACCGCCCCCGUUUCCAUUCUGGUUCUCCUCCCCGGGCUCCGCCUCCGCCGCUCGAGGCGGUUCACUCCAGCGAGGCUCGGAGGGUACCGGACUCCGACGGCGGCUCGGACGCCGACUCGGAGGUGGGUCCGGGGAGCCCGCCUCAGACCUCGGAGACAGCAGAGGAGGAAAUGGCCGGUCCUAAUCAGCUUUGCAUUCGCCGCUGGACUACCAAGCAGGUAGCUGUUUGGCUGAAGGAUGAAGGCUUCUUUGAAUAUGUGGACAUUUUGUGCAAUAAGCACCGACUUGAUGGAAUCACAUUGCUAACGCUGACUGAAUAUGACCUCCGGUCUCCUCCUCUGGAAAUCAAAGUCUUAGGGGACAUUAAAAGGUUAAUGCUCUCGGUCCGAAAACUGCAGAAAAUACACAUUGAUGUUUUAGAGGAGAUGGGAUACAACAGUGACAGUCCCAUGAGUUCCAUGACUCCUUUCAUCAGUGCUCUUCAGAGCGCAGAGUGGCUCUGUAAUGGGGAGCCUUCACAUGACUGUGAUGGACCCAUCGCUGAUUUGAAUUCUGAUCAGUACCAGUACAUGAAUGGUAAAAACAAACAUUCUGUUCGAAGAUUGGACCCAGAGUACUGGAAGACCAUACUGAGUUGUAUAUAUGUUUUUAUAGUAUUUGGGUUUACAUCUUUCAUUAUGGUUAUAGUCCACGAGAGAGUGCCUGACAUGCAAACCUAUCCACCACUCCCAGAUAUAUUCUUAGACAGUGUUCCUAGAAUCCCAUGGGCCUUUGCCAUGACAGAAGUAUGUGGCAUGAUUCUGUGCUAUAUUUGGCUCCUGGUUCUUCUUCUUCACAAGCACAGGUCCAUUCUUCUGCGAAGGCUCUGUAGUCUGAUGGGCACUGUGUUCUUGCUUCGCUGCUUUACCAUGUUUGUGACCUCACUCUCCGUGCCAGGACAGCACCUGCAGUGUACUGGAAAGAUCUAUGGCAGCGUGUGGGAGAAAUUACACCGGGCCUUUGCCAUCUGGAGUGGCUUCGGGAUGACCCUGACCGGCGUGCACACUUGUGGAGAUUACAUGUUCAGUGGCCACACAGUCGUCCUGACGAUGCUGAAUUUCUUUGUUACGGAAUAUACACCAAGAAGCUGGAAUUUCUUGCACACUUUAUCCUGGGUUCUCAACCUCUUUGGAAUCUUCUUCAUUUUGGCUGCCCAUGAACAUUAUUCCAUUGAUGUGUUCAUUGCCUUUUAUAUCACAACAAGACUCUUUUUGUACUACCAUACACUAGCUAAUACCAGAGCCUAUCAGCAGAGUAGGAGAGCAAGAAUUUGGUUUCCCAUGUUUUCUUUUUUUGAAUGCAAUGUUAAUGGUACAGUACCUAAUGAAUAUUGUUGGCCCUUUUCAAAACCAGCAAUAAUGAAAAGACUAAUUGGAUGAAGACUAUCUUUGUUAUGGGUUCGUGAUUAAAUAUACAAAGGCUGUUGAAAGUGAAUUACUUUGCUUCUUCCCCUGGUUGUUCCUGGAUGCCUUGCUUUUUGGCUUAUAUGUUAACAAAGUAAAGUUCCCUGUUCUGAGCAAGGCUGUGAUUAUAGAAAGCAAGAAAGAACAAUCAAGAGUCCUUAUGUAUCUGUUUGAACAGAAAGCUUAAGUAGAUGUUUUCUGCCCCUUCUCUUUAGGCAGAGGUAAUGUGAUUGAAGUCAGGCUGUUAAUCUUACCUGUUGAGUAUUUGCUUAUUGAACUUAAGCAGAUCAACUUGUGCAAUUUGCUGGUUGAAAGCUUUUUUUUUUUUUUUUUAAUUUUUUUUUAUUUCCAGUAGGACUCCAGUCAAGAAAUAAUAUGUUUUGAAGCUCAUUAUCUUCAAAAGAAAAACCCCUACCUAGUGAACAGUACUUGUUCUUUGAACUAAUCUCUGUGUCUUUUUAAAAAUGCAACUCUGGAAAGGGAUCCGUUUUACUAACAAAUAAUUUUUAUCUUCUGAACCAUCUUUAAGAAAAGUGUAUUGAACAUACCAGGAUGUUUGAAAUAAGAAGAGAAAGGGGGCAUAUAUGAGGUGACGAAGUACAAAUACAGUACUUGCAUUUUUCACCAAAGAUGCAACAAAAGAUGCAGCUCCUAUUUUGUUCUGAGGGUUCAGUAUUCAUGAGGGGAACAUUGCUGCAUCCAUAAAAAUAAAAUUGGCUGACUUUUAGUGAUGUAGGUACCUGGAAUAAGUUUGUGCUAUAGCUGUUAGUUAGAAGACAGCCCAAUUUUAUGCUUUUUAAUGAUGUUGUUUAAUGAGCAAAACAGUGGAGUGUUUUACCAGAUGUUAGAUAAACUUUUUAUGUCCUUAAAUAGGGAGAUAUGCAUGCAAAAGAUAUUUUUUCUCUUUCUGAAAGAAAUUUAUAGCAAGUUGCAGGCAUAAUACAACUUUUUGGUUUUUGAAAUUUCUCAUUCUUGGUCAUCAGAAGUAAGCAGUCACAGAUGUAUUUGGAUCUGAAAAAGUUUUGUUUUUUUAUUUUUAAAUACAAUUGUGUACAUACAUUCUUUCUAUUUAGUCUUAAUUUGCCAGUCAGGAAGUGAUAUAACUUAGUUGCUGUUUACAACACUAGAAAUUUAGUACCUUAUGUAAAAUAAUUUGAUCUGUGUGAUAACAUUUGUCACUUUACUUUUAAUGCUUUUAUAUAGUAGUUGUGAUAGUAGGUAGGAUGGGUAUAGAAUUGGAAUUUUAACCCCAACUGAUGAGCUUAGCCACUUGGAAUAUUAAUUGUGUAGUUUUUACAUUCCAUUUUAAAACAAGGUGUUAGAAAAGGUGCUGGCAUAUCGAGGUCUAAAAUUAGGCCACUUAGCCAGAGCCUGCUCCUCAUAUGGGUGAAAUAUUUUAUUUUUGCACUUUGAGUCAUAUUCCUACCACUGUAUAAGCUAUGGAGGAGCCUUGAAUGGAUUGGGUGGGAAAGGAAUAUUAUGCGAACAAGUUUUAACCAAUGCUAAAUGACCCCAGUUUGGGUCUGCUCUGAACAUUAUUUUUUAUUUCUCACUUGAGAAAUGGCACAAAGCAAUUCAAGUUUUAUUAUGCUUUUAAAACUCAUACUUCAGAAUCUUAUAAUAGCUUAAAUUGUUGAUUCUAUUACAUGCAGGGGACAAAAAUGCCAACAUUUCAUCUAAGGAAAUUGCAUAAUUAUGAAGGGUGGUGCUUCCUAUGCCAGUUAGAGUAUUUUGACUCUUGAGGUCAAAAGAUGUGUUACUGCCAUUUUUUUUCCAAAUGACAGAACAGGACCGAAUUUCUCUAGGGAGGGACUAAUGUUCAAGCUUUUAGAAAAGUGAAAAAAACCUGUGGCAGAAUUAAUUCAAGAAUGUUAAGUAGUUAUUUAGUGGUAAAAUUUUCUAACAUCAGUCUUCUUUCCUUCAUAUGGAUUCUAUUCUAGAACAAAAUAGAAAAAAAUAAAUUACAACUAAUUUGCAGAGCUAUUAACAUUGAGAGUGUCUAACAGCAGACUACUAUGAAGAUUGUAAAAUAACUUUUCAGCCUUGGAUUUGUCAUAUCUGUUUUGAGGAAAAGGUAAACUAGACUUAUAAUUUAUUGUUAUAACUAUUACAAGGCAAGUGUUUACAUAAAUCAGUCAUCUCCAAGUCUCUUUCUUGGAAAUUGAGACAAAGUUCUUUUCCGUUUUUUUGUUGUUUUUUUAAUAUGAAACCUAUAUUAGUUGUUUUUUGUUUUGUCCAGAAAUUUCUAGAUUUUUGUCUUUGUAUUUUUUUUCUUGUUAAAAUCUAAACCAUAGUGAAGGUAGUAUUGAAAUUUAUAUUUUGAGAGUGAAUGUGGCUAGGUAGAGAAGCUACAUGCCUUAGAUCUCCAUAGUUUUUGACCUUGUAUUAAGUUCUACAGUUGCAGACUUGUGAGAAGCUUACAUCAUUAAACACUAAGACUUCAGUAUAGGAGGAAUGAAGAAGGUUUUUGGUUUGGGGAUGCAAACUGGAGGUUAGUUAUGUUGAAAGUUCUUUGAUGCAUUUUCUAUGUUCCUGGGGACAGUGUAGACUUUUUUCUUCCUUUCCUCCCUCUUCCCCCCACCCCUUCCUUCCUUCCUUCCUUCCUUCCUUCCUUCCUUCCUUCCUUCCUUCCUUCCUUCCUUCCUUUUCUUUUCUUUUACAGUCCAUGCAGGGCAGUGUUACUAAAGGGUAAUUGAAGUUAAUAGGGAGUAGAAUGUUUUGAAGAAGGCAAGUUUGCUGUUCUCUUGAAAUAAUUUGGGAGGGACCUUUUUUGGAUGUGCUGCAGAAUUCUCAACAUGCCUGUCCUCUCCGUAGUUCUUUGUGGCCAGAAUUGCUAGGGUAAAAGUACAAUACAACUUCCAUAUGCUGAGUCUGUUUAUUUGUAUCCCUUUAAAUCAGAAAGCAAUGAGCUUAGCCUUAGAAUCAGUCUGUUAAUAAGUGUGGACUGUUCACCAGAAAAAACCCCGCUGCGAGUGGUGCUCUUCUCUGCCCUGUGCCUGCCUGAUGGUCGUUACUUACAAUUCCAAAAUUCCUACACUUUGUCGGUGAGAACAGAGGAGCCACAUGUUUUUAUAGAUGAUAUGCAACAGUCUGUUUUAGGGGCAUCUGUUUGGAAAGUGUUAUUUAUAUAUUCACAGUCAUAUUCAUAAUACCAACCUUCUUUGACUGUACUCAGCAAAAGGCAAUUUCAUCAUUAGUUUCAUAGUACUUUUUAAGGAUUCUAAUUCCAAAAUGCUCGAGAACAUUAACUUUAUUCUUGUUUUAAAACCCUCUAAUCUAAUUUCUUUGAUAGUCUUUUUGUAGACUUAAGUUAUCUCUUACUAAAAAAGUAAUUAUAGUAAUAGUCAUUUUCAGUUCUUGAAGGUAGUCAGGCAUUUGAGACAAGAAAGCUCUCUUUUAGAAUAGUCUAGUAGCUUUCUGAAACAGUAUUGGUUUCAUCUGGAUAGUUGCAAAGCCAACAAAGCAUGUCAGUUUUAAUGCCAGUUUCACUUGGCAUUUAAGACAGUUUGCAUUUGUAAAGUUACACCGGAAUUACCCCUAUCCCACUGUAGAGGAGAAUUGUUAGUAACAUCAAAAGUCAGGCUGCUUCAGGUGACCAAUGAGAAAGGAAAGAGGUUGAGGUUCUUUUUCCAUCUCUGUCUUUAUGUGGCUUUGAAUGACUGAAACUACUAUGGAAAUAGGUUUUGGCUCCCCUCUGGCCUACCCCUCAUCCCCAGUGAAAUCCACCAUUUUCAAGUAACUAAAAUGUGGCCUAUUACUUUGCAUCAAGUUGAAUAAAAAUAUCUAUGAAAUCCAUAAGCCAUAAUUCAGCUACCAAUAAAGUUGGUUUUUAGCAUAUGUUCUACCCUAAAUUAACCAAAGGACUUUCUAUUCGGUGUAUUCCAUGUUUAAGCAUAAAGAAAUUUUGUGCCUGAUAUGGAGAGAGAAGGAAUACUAUGUUAAUUUCAUUGUUAUUUCAGGUCUGUUUUAACCUGAACUUCUGGGUUGUCUGAACAUAACAAAGCAAUGUUAUUAGUAAUGGUAUCUUAAAAAUGCUUAAUUUUAAUAAUUUUUUUAUUCAGAGAAUCUAUGGAUUGUUAGUACAAUUGAAGUAUUUCUGAUAUGGAACAAAGGAAAUGGAAACUGGUACAUAAUGGGGGAAGCAAAAUUAGCUUGGAUUAAAGUGGGCAUGUUUUGUUUCAAGAAUUCUACCUAAAUGUCACCCUAUCCACAGAGAAACUCGUAUUACUUGAAGAUGUGAAAGUCCCUGUGGUAGCCAUACCUUGAAGCACAGUAUUGUAUAUAAGUAAAUACCUUGAUUCUAAAUUAAAUCCAGAUUUAACUAAUAUAUAUUAUUUUAUAUCUUUGUUGUAUUAAAAUGUUUUAAAACACUAAAAAUAAAACAUUUGAAAGUUGAA